Molecule: messenger RNA, 5226 nt
Organism: Cyphomyrmex costatus
Lineage: Eukaryota; Metazoa; Arthropoda; Insecta; Hymenoptera; Formicidae
Exons: 1
Coding region: 1-5226 (1741 amino acids)
Biological process (GO): proteolysis; DNA integration
Molecular function (GO): aspartic-type endopeptidase activity; nucleic acid binding
Source: RefSeq, a predicted model, not a curated record
AUGGAUUCGAUAUCAUUGACCGAGGCCAAAACUAAACGCACAGCCGCAAAGGCUUCUCUAACCCGACACAAGUCUGCCAUAGAAAGCUUUGACGCGAAUCAUGGAUCGCGCCAUGACAUUAUUGAACGCAAAAAAAGAAUAUUGGAAUUAUGGAAUCUUUUCGACGUAGUACAAUCGCGAAUAGAGGUUCUUGAGAAUGAAGAAGAUUUAUCUUCUCAAGAUUUAGAUCUAUUAAACGCUCAACAUGAGCAACACCGAGCAAGCUUCGAAUCAACAUACUUUAGCUUAAUCUCACGCUGUGAAUCCUUACUUGAGCAUUUUGAUCAACAUAACAUUAGGCUUUCUUCGGGAUCUUUUAGCACGCCAGGCGCUAAUUCGUCUGCCCGCAGGGAAGCGCAUGUUAAGUUACCUAAAAUCGAGCUUCCAGUGUUUUCAGGUUCCUACGAGGAUUGGUAUUCUUACCAUGAUAUGUUUGAACAAUUAAUCCACAACAACCAAAAUUUAUCCGAGAUAGAGAAAUUCCAUUAUUUGCGAUCUUCCCUCAAGGACAAGGCCGCUGAAAUAAUAAAGUCAAUUGAAACUACCACCGACAAUUAUAAGGAUGCCUGGAACGCUAUUAAGGAACGAUUUGACAACAAACGGUGGAUAUUACAAAGGCACAUCAAGGCCAUUUUCGAAAUUGCUCCAGUAACGAAAGAAAAUCAUGCUCAGUUACGUGAAUUAUUAGAUACAAUUUUAAAACAUUUGCGCGCUCUCAAAGCCAUGGGAAGACCCACGGAUACUUGGGACGAUUUAAUCGUUCAUCUUAUAAUUUCGAAACUUGAUACGGUUACUACCAAGGCUUGGGAAACAAGCAUUCCUGAUAUGGAAAUUCCCACACUAAAAUCACUGACUGAUUUUCUUUCAAAACGUUGCAUCGCGCUUGAAGCAAUUUCUAGCAAAUCCUCAAUCAAUCAAUUUGCAAAGGCAAAGAAUUGUUCGGUUUCUAAUCUCGCGACUUCUAAUUUAUCUUGUCCUAAAUGUAAGGAAAAUCAUCCGCUUUACUAUUGUGAAACAUUUCUCAAAUUACCAGUAGAAAGCAGAAUCGCCUUUGCAAAGAAGGUUCAUUUAUGUCUAAACUGUUUGAGAUCUAAUUCUCAUCAAGCUAAAAAUUGCACUUCAAGCUCUUGUCGCAAAUGUAAAGGUCAACACAAUACACUUUUACAUUUGUCAAAGACAACAGACGCUAACGAGUCGUCUAAUGCGAAAACAGCUGUGACUUCCGAUACAGAAAUUUCUGCGAAGCCAGUCGCAACACAAUGUUUAUCUACUUAUCAAUCUCUAGGAAUUAUAUUAUCAACAGCCAUUAUUCAUGUAUUUGACUGUAAUAAUCACAUCCAUUCGUGUCGUGUAUUGUUAGACAGCGGAUCACAAAUGAAUUUCAUUACGCAGAGUCUUGCCGACAAAUUGUACCUCAAUAAAAGGCAAAUAGAGAUAUCUAUUUCAGGUGUAACUAAUGCUAACAUUCGAGCCAAUCAAGCGACAGUCGUUCACAUAAAAUCGCGGUUCAACAAUUUUAGCGAGAGGAUAGAAUGCGUUGUUUUGCCAAAAAUUACUCAACAAUUGCCGCAAAAAUUCAUUUCCAAACAGAAUAUAACUAUACCAAAUAAUUUAAAAUUGGCCGAUCCUGAUUUUAAUGUUCCCGCUGACAUUGACAUGCUAAUCGGCGCUGAGAUAUUUUGGAAGCUCAUUUGCGCAGGUCAAAUUAAACCUUCUAGAAAUAAACCAACACUGCAGAAAACUCUCUUGGGAUGGAUUUUAUCUGGUCCGACAUCAAGUAUUCCUAGUAACUCCAGUUCUUCAAUCAUCAGUUGUUUAGCUGUAACAGAAGACUUAAAUCAUGCUCUCAGUCGUUUCUGGGAAUUGGAUCAUUCGAUAUCCGCUUCAACUCUUUCUCCAGAGCACCAAUCUUGCGAGAAUCUAUUCAAGGACACUGUCAAACGCAACAGCGAUGGACGCUUCGUGGUCCAGCUACCGAUCAUACCUAACAAGCUAUCUGAACUCGGUGAAUCAAGGGAAAUAGCCACUCGCCGCUUCAAAUGUUUAGAGAAACGCUUUGUUACCUCUCCUAAAUUACAUGCAGAAUACAAAGAAUUUAUACAAGAAUACAUACAACUUGGUCAUAUGCGUGAGGUCACUCACAUUACAAAUAAUGACAGCCAAACAUAUUACCUACCGCAUCAUGCCGUAUACAAAGAAACGAGUACUUCUACCAAACUAAGAGUGGUUUUUGAUGGUUCUUGCAAAACAACCACUGGAAUCUCGUUAAAUGAUGCAUUAUUGGUAGGCCCCACUAUACAAGAUGAUCUGCUUUCAAUAUUAAUAAGAUUUCGUAUGUACAGAUAUGUCAUGACUGCAGAUGUGGCAAAGAUGUACAGACAAGUUUUAAUCGAUCCGAAUCAAACCUCUCUGCAACGCAUUCUUUGGCGUGACUCUUCGGAUCAACCCAUUCAAACAUUCGAGCUUCUGACCGUCACGUACGGUACAGCAUCUGCUGCCUUCCUAGCCAUUAGAUCGCUCAGGAAAUUAGCUGAGGAUAACUCUGAGAAGUAUCCCGUUGGAUCCGGGACAGUUUUAAACGACUUUUAUGUUGAUGACUUGGUCACCGGCGCUGACAAUUUACAAGAUGCCUCCUCCAUCAAGAUUCAGACAAGGCAAUUGCUUCUUGAAGGUGGUUUCGAGCUACGCAAAUGGUUCUCUAAUGUACCUGAUCUUCAAGACGAUCAACUUUCCAAUCCUGAAAAGGAAUUCGUACUAUCUUCCGACAAGGAAUGCGAAACAAGGACACUGGGUCUUGUGUGGAACUGCACCCAUGAUCACUUCCAAUUUUCUAGUAUCUCCUGUCUGCCACCUUUGGCUACGCCUACCAAAAGGCAAGUACUAUCAAGAGUCGCUUUGGUUUUUGAUCCUCUCGGACUUUUUGGACCUGCGACUGUCAUUGCUAAAAUCAUUAUUCAACAACUCUGGCUCCUCAAGAUUGGCUGGGAUGAAGCUCUUCCCUUGGAUUCAACCACUAAAUGGAAACGCUACGAGCGUGAGUUGCCAAUUUUGAGAGACAUGACUAUUUCACGACGCGCUAUCGCGCUAAGUGAACAUAUCAACUUAGAGCUCCAUGGCUUCUCUGACGCCAGUGAACGAGCUUAUGGCGCGUGCAUCUAUUUACGUGCCACUGAUGCUCACGGAAACAUUUCAAUUAGAUUGCUCUGCUCUAAAAACCGUGUAGCUCCACUCAAGAGUUUAUCAAUUCCGCGCUUGGAAUUAUGCGCAGCCCUCUUGUUGGCUCAGAUCACCGACAAGAUUUUGAAACGUAUUACUCACAAAUUUACAUCUAUUUAUCUGUGGACCGACUCCACCGUAGUUUUAGCCUGGCUGCAAUCAUCUAGUCGUACAUGGUCGACAUUUGUCUCCAAUCGUGUUGGCGAUAUCCAACAAUUAACCACUAUACAAGACUGGCAUCAUGUAUCCAGUCAGGACAAUCCAGCUGAUCUUUUAUCCAGAGGCAUAUCUCCGGCUGCAUUGCCACAUGCGCAUCUUUGGUGGUCGGGGCCCGCUUGGCUGAAACUUGACAAGGGGCAAUGGCCUCAAUUUCCAUUCACUAUCAACAAACGAGAUAUACCUGAAUACAAAUCUUCUGCUAUCACAUCAGCUACUGCUACGCUGCCAUACUUUGAUAUUUUCGAGCGUUUCUCAAGUUUCAUGAAACUUGUUCGAAUCGCAGCAUACAUCUUUAGAUUUUUCAACAAAUUAAAACAAAGAAUCAAGCCUGAUCAGGAGCUACAAUCUGCUAACAAUAAAACUCUUGUCAUAACUCCUGAUGAAACGGACCACGCCAUCAAGAUUUUGUUGAAAAUAGUUCAAAAACUGCAUUUUCCUAAGGAAUUGGACUCGCUUUCCAGACAACAAAAUCUUAACAAAAAUAGCCCAAUCGUACGAUUAAAUCCGUUUAUCGAUGCAGCAGGAAUUCUGAGAGUAGGAGGUCGACUCAAAUUAUCGCAUCUCCCGUACAAUGCCAAAUAUCCAGCUCUAUUGCCUGGAAAUCAUCCGUUUUCUCGUCUCAUCAUCAUACACGAGCACGAGAAACACUUUCAUGCAGGGCCCCACGCCACGUUAUCUGCUGUUCGACAAAAUUAUUGGCUCAUAGCUGCAAGGGACGUUGUACGACAAAUCACUCGCAAAUGCAUUGUUUGCUUUCGAAGCUCACCUAAGAUGGCAUCCACGCUAAUGGGGAACCUUCCCGAAUCCAGGAUCACAAUUCCCGAGCGUCCUUUCGAAAAUUGCGGAGUCGACUACGCGGGUCCUCUCUACUAUAAAGAAGGCUUAAGAAAAACUUCUAAGCUAUUAAAAUGUUAUAUUGCAAUAUUUGUUUGCUUCGCCUCAACAGCUGUUCACAUUGAACUAGCAACUGAUUUAUCCACUAAAGCAUUUCUUAAUGUUUUAAAGCGUUUUAUUUCUAGACGAGGAUGCCCAACUAUCAUUCAUUCGGAUAAUGGCUUAAAUUUCAAAGGAGCUCAAAGAGAAUUAAACGAGCUAGCCGCAUUGUUCAAAAAUCAAGAAAGCCAUCAACAGAUUAUUAACUACGUGUCCUCUAAAGGAAUCAGAUGGCGCUUCAUACCCCCUAGAGCGCCCCAUCAUGGUGGACUAUGGGAAGCUGCCGUCAAGGGAGCCAAACGUCAUCUCUAUCGAGUUACUAGAGAGGCGCAUCUAAGAUACGAGGAGCUAGAAACACUAGUUAUCCAAAUUGAAGCGAUUCUUAAUUCGCGUCCUCUCACACCCGUUUCAUCUGACGUGGCCGACCUUACGCCACUUACUCCAGGUCACUUCGUAAUCGGAGCACCAUUGACAUCGUACCCUGAACCAUCAUUGGAAAGAAUCCCGAUUACUAGGCUCUCUCGUUGGCAACGGGUGGAGCAAAUACGUCAACACUUUUGGCAAAGAUGGUCAAAGGAAUAUCUGCAUUAUUGCCAGCAGCGAAAUAAGUGGACAAUUAAGGAAAAUCCAUUACAUGUCGGACAGAUGGUCCUUCUAAGAGAGGAUUCUGCUUCGCCUCUUUCUUGGCCUCUCGCUAGAAUCGUCGAAUUACAUCCCGGUAAUGACAACAUUGUUCGUACAGUCACAAUUCGCACAUCGUCUGGCAUUUAUAAGCGUCCCAUUACACGAUUAUGCGUUCUUCCCUUUGAUAGUAACUAA